CAGGUAGUUGAGCAUCCCUCAUUUCGCUAGCUUUAGAUGCUUGUGACGUCCGUCAGUGUCUGUAUAACGUGGAUGAAAGAGUGGUGAUAGGGAAGGAGUGUUACAUUGUUUCAAUAUGCAGUUUAUUUCAGGAGCAUUUGCUUUUUAUCUCUUCACAAAUUUGGUUGUCUGUUCUUUGGCGGAAUACACGACUGAGGAUUGCUGGGCGUUGGGCUUCAACAAAGCCAAUUUGCUGUGUUCGUCGUGUGACCAGCUGAAAUCUUUUGAUCUGGAUCUUAUCAAAGAACACUGCACACAGUGCUGCCAGAAGGAUGAGAACACAUACGAAGUAAAACGUUAUGCCCAAGCACGGUUAGAAGUCUGCACUUGUAAGUUUGGUGCAUAUCCUCAGAUUGCAGCUUUUGUCAAAAGUGAGAGACCUUCAAAAUUUCCGAAUUUGCAGAUAAAGUAUGUUCGAGGCUUAGAUCCCAUAAUAAAACUAAUGGAUAAAGAUGGAAACGUUAAAGAGGUACUGGCAAUUGAUAAGUGGAAUACCGAUUCAGUGGAAGAAUUUUUGAAGACACAUUUGGAAUCUGUAGAAGAGGAAAAGAGAGACUACUUGGAAAGUAAUAUGGUUUGAUGUGUCUUGCUGUGCUGUUUUUUACAUGCAAAAGUUUUAUGUUACUGUACAAUUGCCAAAGUAAGAGCUUGUAAGAUAGGGCACAGGUAGUAAGGAGAUAAUUCUGUGUAUAAACAGCUUUGGAAGUCUGGCUGUGGCCUGUGAUUUGCAAUCUGAGAUGGACCUGUAAAAUUUGUGAGCUACACAAGACACACAUACAAGUAUUUACAUGUUAAAUAAAAAGAUAAGUAAUGUUUGUUUUAUGGAGGCUGUGAUUUACAUAAAAAAUGUCAUAUUUGUGUUCAGUUGUUAUAAAGUGUAAUAAAUUGUCAUCACAAUUAACAGAAAAUUAAAGUGGGAGUGAAUGUGUAGUGAUGAUUUUGGUUACACUCAUAAGUCUCAAUGUUGUUGUAUUAGAAAGUAAAAUGGUAAAAUGAAAGGUU
Schistocerca gregaria is the source of this 1041-nucleotide messenger RNA. RefSeq names its product selenoprotein F. Gene Ontology annotation, cellular component: endoplasmic reticulum lumen. Gene Ontology annotation, molecular function: oxidoreductase activity. Lineage: Eukaryota; Metazoa; Arthropoda; Insecta; Orthoptera; Acrididae. The record is from RefSeq and is a predicted model, not a curated record. The transcript has 5 exons. The coding region runs from base 116 to 619 and encodes 167 amino acids.